GAGAACGUCAACAAAAAUUUUUAGGUUAGGCGUCGCGUUGAUUCGGUUUAUUUUUGUUUUCCUCGCAUAUUAUGUAGUGUUAGUGUGUUAAAAUGAGUUCACCGGGUAGGGAAAUUGAGGAGCCAUCGUCUAGUAACGAUGUGGUGGACAGUACAGUGCGGGACGAGGGUGUAAAAAGCGCGGCGUCCGAAGGCGUUCGCCCGCCCGCCAAGCGGCGUCUCUCCAGCACGGUCAUCGAGAUUUCCGACACGGAAAGCGAUGAUUCAGAUGUGUGUGCUGUGAACUCAUACCAGGCGACCGCAGACGAGGUCAAAAGGAUCCGAGGUGCUGAUUACUCCUCAUCCUCGUCAUCAUCGGACUACAGUUCGGACUCGGAGUCGAUGUGGGAGGAUGACUCAGUCCUCCUGGAAGAUGAGAAGCCGAAUAGACAAGCAGUUAGGGCACAGUUGAACCCUCGCGCAAACAGAAUGGACGACCCAAAACUAAAUAGUAAAAUUAAGACACCAGAAAUAAUAGAAAGGAUAUCAACACACUGGAAUGAGCUGAAAGAUCACAGUGGUGAUGAGGUGACCUUAACAUGCUCACCGUUCCGGGUUUGCCUCCUGCACAACUUUCUGGACAAUCCAGAGAUCAUUAACAACAUAGUGGACGAUAUGAACACAUUGGACUGGUCACGAAAAAAGAUGGACCUGUACGAGUUCCACCAGACGGCAGAUCUGGCGAGUCUUACAUGGCAAAGGAGUAUACGAGGGAUUUACGAGUUGCUCAAAACAGACGUUAUGAGUUGGGUGUCACAAGUGACCGGACUCGAGCUGACGUCGGUUUCCGCUUCCUGUUCCCUCUAUGGUCCCGGAGACCACCUGCUGGUGCACGACGACUUGCUCGGCGACCGACGUGUCGCGUUCAUAUUCUACUUGGCGCCGUGGAGGCCCACUGCUGCGUCAUACCAGCGGGUCGAGAAUGGCGCCUCAGGCGAUCAUGAUGUUAUACAGGUGGAUGGCGAGGAGUGCGGCUGGAGUCCUCACAUGGGCGGCGCGCUGGAGCUGCUCGCAAUGGACGACGACAGCCGGCCCACGGAUGUGGUGCAUAAGAUAUAUCCCAGGAAUAACAUGCUGGCCUUCUUCAAGGUCGGCACCGACUCCCACCAUCAGGUGGGCGAGGUGGUGUCGCUGGAGCUGCCGCGGCUGUCCAUCAACGGUUGGUUCCACGGCCCCGCGCCGGAGCCCGAGCCGUGCGCACGCGUCGUGACGCCGCCGCCGCCCACUCUCGCGCAGCGACCGCACUCUGAACCUGUGCUAAUGAACCAGUGGGUGGAUAACACGUACAUGUCGCCGCGGAGCCGCGCGCAGGUGCAGGCGCAGAUGGAGCGCGAGAGCGAGGUGUGCCUGCGCUCGCUGCUGCUGCCCGACAAGUACCAAGCGCUGCUCGACGCGUUGAAACAGCCUGAUAUACCCUGGGAACGCUGUGGCCCCGCCAACCAGCGGCGGUACUCGCGCGUCCCGUUCGACUGGGUGGAGUCCCUUGACAAGGAGCACCCGAUUCGUUCACUGCUCAAGCUAGUCUCCAGCGCAGUAUUCUUCCGCCUGCUGGUCGACUGCACUGACCUCACCCUCACAGGAUACGAGAAGCUGGAACUGCAGAGGUGGUCAGCGGGAGACUUUUCUUUACUUCCGCCCCGGGAGCAAUACCAAAGCGCUCGACUCGAGGCAGUGAUGUACCUGGGCGUGGGGACGCGACCCCUCUGCGGCGGCAGCACUUCUUACGUAGCCCCUGAGGAGGGCAGCAGCAGCGGGGAACACGAAGGUGCCCUGGUUACCCUCCCGCCCAUCGACAACGCCCUCAACCUAGUCUACUGUGACUCCGGCGCAGCCGCCUUCACCAAGUACCUCAGCAAGAUGACCAUGCAGCCCGACGACUGCUUCUACAUCCUGACGUGUACGUACACCGAGUGACAACGCCUGCGCACGCGCAAGCCACGUCGCUGCAAGCUACGCUGUUGACAUACGAACCGAAACGGUUUUCGCUCUCAAACGAAAUCUUGACAAAUACAGUGAAGGAUUUUUUUUUACCUUUCUGGAACGUCCAGUUUUUACUGGGUCCGUUAUAGGAUGACUAUUACUUUUAAAGAUAACAUAGAAAUAAAUUGUUUCAACAACUGUCCAGUAAAUGGUAUAUUGGUACUAAUACUUUUCACAGUAAUACAUAUGAAUCUUGUGUAAAUAAAAUGCCCGACUGUGAUUUCACAAAGACUUUUACAUAUAAGUAAUUAAUACUGAGCAGAAAUGAACGAAUCCAUUUCGGUAAAUCUUUCACUAUUAUUUUUGUUAUAUACAUAAAACAGUUGCCAGAAUUGUGCCCGUCUUCUUUGAAUUAUGAGGGUGAAAAUUGAGCUUUAUUUCAACCAGCAAAGACUGUUUUUGUUCCAUCGUCAGCAAUAAACGUGAGUUUGGAGUACUGGUGAAACAGAAUUAUACAAAGUGCAAAAGUGUAAUUGAGUGAAAGUAGCGCGCUAUUUUUACCGCGGUGUGUUGUGACUAUAAUAUAUUGUUGAUAAAUUGCAUUAAAACAGGGGUCUAGGUAAACUGGUGUUCUUGCUAGCGUGUAGUAUUUUCUUGGUGUUUGCGACAAAUGAGAUAUCACAGUUGACAUAAUUAUCGUUGAUUUCAAAAGGUAACGUAAAUGCUAUUUCCUCGUUUUCGAAAUAGAGAAGAGAUUGGGUAAAUUUACUUUGAACUUAUACAAGAUCUGCAUUAAUAUUAUUACAAAUCAUAAUUCAAAUAUUGUUAUGGGAAGACAUACUCGUUGUGUCUAUUUAUAUUUUAAAGUAUUGUUAUAUGUAUUUUAAAUCAAUUUUUAUUAUAAUUCCUAAUUUACAAAAACGGUUCACCAGUUUACCCGCCGGUUUAGUAAUGAAUUAGUGCGAUAGAAAACGGAUAGAUGGUGUUGUACACAAUUUUGUUUCCCGCUAAAAUUGUUUUUAGUUGAAAAAUGUGUUGAAAUGAACGAGUAAUAUUUUAAUGUAUGAUUUGUGUAAGAAUGUAAUUAUUUGACUAAAAGCAACGCAUACUUAUUUAAAAUUAAAAACUUAGUUUGGCUUCAACAAUUGAUUUUUCAGAAUUGCCUAUUAAUGUAUUGUAUGGAAUAAGUAUCUGGAAUACUUUUAUGUAUCAUUUAGACUGUUGGUGAACAAUUCAUGCACGAAUGUGAUUGAAUUAAAUAACAAAUAGAUCCAAAUAAGGUUACACACUCGUGUUCGUGACUACUCGUCGGUACUCGGCAGGUUUUUAAAUCAAAGGUUGCAGUAUCAUAGAGGUAACAGAGAACACGUACUACGAAGCAAAAGCUAAAAACACAGUGUAUGUGUACCUCUAGCACGGAUUAUCGCGUUAUCGUAUCUUUCUUGUACAUUUUUGGAUAAAAAUAAGAACAGCGCCCCGUGUGCGUAUUUGGAACUAAAAUACGGCAGUGUGAAUGUUUCGCUUGUACACCUCGUAUAGUAAAUCGUGUUAAAAUGGUACUUAGUAAUAAACUCGGAGUGUACGGAUCUCUUUUUGAUAUUUAGUAUUGUCAAACGAUUAGGGCCUUAUUAUAUACACGCUAUUUUGAUAGUGCGUUACAAGCACCUAACACACCGUCGCGUUUAAGGCAAUAGAAAUUGUCUGAAGAAUAUCAUUCCACACUAAUUUUACGAUGUUAACAUAACACAGCCGUGCUACGGGCUUUCUCUGUCUUAACGAAUAAGGCCCCUAUAGAGAAAUACUUAAACAUUAACUCACUGGAUACGGAAUUCCUGCUAGGGGUACCAGAGGUUAUUCUAUUUAUCGUCACUUGAAGAAAUCAAGUCCGCGACUCGGCAGCUGGAUGCGAACGUCUCAGUUAUGGGAAUCAUUUUCAGUUCGUUUCGUUAGAUGUCGCUACUUUGAUGGAUUGAAUGUUGUGGCCACAGUAAGGUUUAUGUCAAAGCCCAUGAUCGCAUAAGUAAAAAAGCUGCGAAACUAGGUGCAUGAUUAGUUUUAGGAAGGUACAUCUGCACCUGCGCACUAUACUACAUAUUAUAAUUAAGUUUUUUUCCAAUUUAAAUAGCGCGCGUUUUUAAAAUUCUUUAUCAUAAAAAAAAACUCUGUGGUCCAUACUUCUCAUUGUUGCAGAUUUCUUCAGUCAGUUAUAUUUUUUGUGAUUUAUUUCUGGGCAGGGGGUGCACGUGCGCCUACUUGCACCCCCCGGCGCCCAUGCUGUGAAAGAAAAUUGACAAUUAAAUAUCGAUUUAUUUCGAAAGGUGAAAUUUACAAUUUUUAUAUCCUAUGGUCUUUACACUAGGCAAGCCUGCAUCGUGAAGGUCUUGAAGAUAUUAAAUAUAACAAAAAAUAAAUCAAAAUCAAAUGAAAAACUAACAUGAAACAUCGAAAGCCUAACACAGCUAUUCAACUGUAUUGAUAGCGUGACUAUCUCCGCUACGUAUCGAUCAGUGCAAUAAUUAAUGCCAUUACACAUUACUGUGGCCCAUCGCUGUGGCCGUACCGAAUGCCAAGCAAUUAUAAAUACAAGGACUACCCUAUUUAUAUAAACACGAAUUUAUUAUUAUGAUUUCACAUGCGUUUUCUUUGGAAAACAACUUCUAUUAUCAUAGACAGUAAAAACGUGAGCACACGACCGCGUGGUGGGGGAGUUUUUGUACGAAAUGUAGCUACACCAACGUACCACGCGGUAAUGCUCAAGUUGUUUGCCGCCUUGUAUAUUUCGUAAUACGAAUUCCCGAUGUUGCUAUUAUUAAACAGGCAGACCUCAGCCAUGGCCGUAUUGUUCAGUUGUUUUUGACAACAGUGCAUAUAUUUUUGUACAGUACGUAUAGUGUGUUCACCAGUUUUCUGCUGAGAAUGUAAACAAUUAUACCUACUUAUCUAUACUAUUAUAUAAAGCCCGAAGAUUUUGUUUGUACGCGCUAAUCUCAGGAACUUUGGUUCAAAUUGAAUGUAUAUUUUAGUGUUGAAUAGCCUAAUUAUCGAGGAAGGCUAUAGGCUAUAUACUAUUGGCCAAUAGGCGCGGAGCAUCAAUGUAAAACGAUUCAAAAACGGGGAAAAUUAGUAUUAGUAUAUAUAAUAUAUUCUGUUCAGAAAGAGAACUGUCGUGGGAUUUGAGGUCGCUACUGUGCUUAAUUACCUCUUUUGUUUAGUUUCGAUAUGUUUCUAUACAAAAAUCCCUAAAAACAACACGCGAGAUCAUUUAUAACAAAGCAAUACGACAUGACAAUGAGUUUAACAUUUACCAAAUGGCGCGAACGGGUUGCUAUGUAAAAAUCGAAAGUGAGUUCACUUUUUCGCCACAACGGUUCUCUCUCUGAAAAGACUAUAUAAGUAAAUAUUUGUUUACAUUUCUGGCACAGGACAAGUGGCACUUGAGUAGUAUCACACGCUUUUGUAUCUGGACUUUUUACGAAUGA
This is a messenger RNA of Manduca sexta (tobacco hornworm), 5437 nucleotides long. It is a transcript of the gene sud1, whose product is annotated as prolyl 3-hydroxylase sudestada1. The record is from RefSeq and is a predicted model, not a curated record. Gene Ontology annotation, cellular component: cytoplasm. Lineage: Eukaryota; Metazoa; Arthropoda; Insecta; Lepidoptera; Sphingidae. Gene Ontology annotation, molecular function: L-ascorbic acid binding; peptidyl-proline dioxygenase activity; iron ion binding. The transcript has 9 exons. Gene Ontology annotation, biological process: peptidyl-proline hydroxylation; regulation of translational termination. The coding region runs from base 93 to 1952 and encodes 619 amino acids.